Messenger RNA from Lycium ferocissimum, 456 nucleotides. RefSeq names its product leucine-rich repeat extensin-like protein 3. The record is from RefSeq and is a predicted model, not a curated record. The coding region runs from base 1 to 456 and encodes 151 amino acids. NCBI's taxonomy places the organism in Eukaryota, Viridiplantae, Streptophyta, Magnoliopsida, Solanales, Solanaceae. The transcript has a single exon.
AUGGUACUUAUGGUUUGUGCUAAAGCCACUGAUAUUACAUCUGAUCAAGACAAUAAUAUUGAUGAGCCUGUAAUGCCUGAUCCUAGCAUAAAGUGUGGAGAAUGUCCGUGCGGGAAACCAUGCAGCCAACAACUAACUCCUCCUCCUACUCCUCCAAAGCCCAUUAAUACAAAUUGUCCACCAGUUAUUCAACAGAAUAUGCCUGCGCCACAACCACCAUCACCAAGGUUCAUCUAUUCCACGGCCCCGCCGGUUAUUCAACAGAAUAAUCCCUCGCUUCGGUCACCACCACCGCCAAGGUUCACCUAUUUCACAGCACCACCAGGAAACUUGUACUCAACUGAUCCAUUUAAUUUGCAAAGUUACUCCGGUGCAGUAACUAGCUGUAAUUCCCUUCUGCCUCUGGUUGGUUGUGGGAUCCUAGAGUUGCUAGUCUUUGUCUAUGUAAUUGGCUAG